AGAAAGUGCGUUUUAGGAUGAUUACUGGGGGCGAGCGAGCGAAAGAGAUUAUGUGGGCUGUACACAACUGUUGUUUUAAUCCGCAGAGCGAAGAGAUUUAGCAAAAAAAAAAAACACGGGUUUCUCCCCUAGCAGCCAUAUUGUAUGGACAUUUGGUGGAAAAAGCAGAAGGAAAAAAAACACUUUCAAGAAGAACCUUGCCAAGACUUUGAGAUAGUUGAUUUUCAACUCACUGGCGGUGGGAUUCCGUUCAUUAGCCAGCAGUCCAGCUGGUUGACGAAUUUCACAGAUUGGGGAUCGUAUAUUUUUUUUAAAUUAGAGAAUACUAUAUUUACUUUUAGCUUGUUUUAUUAACAGUCGGCAAGAUGAAGGACCGAUUGGAACAACUCAAAGCUACAUGCGACAAUGACGAUGAGGAAGUGGAAAUUGCUAUUGACAAUGCAGCUUUUAUGGAUGAGUUCUUCUCUCAGAUCGAGGACAUCAGGAACAGUAUUGAUAAGAUUGAUGAGAAUGUCUCUGAAGUCAAGAAGCUCUACUCAGUCAUACUGUCUGCCCCCACAUCAGACCAGAAAACGCAGGAUGACUUGGAGGCUGUCACCAAUGACAUCAAGAAGAUGGCUAACAACGCCCGCAACAAACUCAAAACCAUCGAGAGGAAUCUGGAGUCUGAGGAAGAGGAGAGGAUUUCAGCCGACAUGCGGAUACGCAAAUCACAGCAUGCAGUGCUGUCCAGGAAGUUUGUAGACGUGAUGACCAAGUACAACGAGGCCCAGCUGGACUUCAGGGAGAGGAGUAAAGGACGCAUCCAGAGACAACUAGAGAUCACUGGCAAAGCUACGACAGACGAGGAGCUUGAAGAGAUGUUAGAGGGUGGAAACUCGGCCGUUUUCACUUCAGGGAUCAUGGACUCUGGGAUCUCGAAGCAGGCUCUCAGUGAGAUCGAGGCGCGACACAAAGACAUUGUGCGUCUGGAGAGCAGCAUCAAAGAGCUACAUGACAUGUUCGUGGACAUCGCCAUGCUAGUGGAGAGCCAGGGUGACAUUGUAAACAAUAUAGAAGCUCAAGUGUGUAAAGCGCAGGACCACAUAGCAGUGGCUAAGACUGAGACCAAAAAAGCCAUCAGGUACCAGAGCAAAGCACGCAAGAAGACAAUCAUUAUAGCAGUGGUCUGUGCUGUACUCGCUCUCAUCAUCCUCGCCAUCAUCCUAUCACAGACAGUAGGGUAAUAGAGGGACCACGCCCCCUAACCUCACCCUCUUCAUUCAUUUUCAUCACUCAAUCUUGCCCUCCUCCAGCUGUGAAGCCAAAGAGGGGGAUGAAGACGUAACCUAUCCCUUCCCUUGCCCUUGGACACUCCCCCUCUCUUACUGUAACUAUAGAAAAAGGCCCAGCCAGUGGGACUUCCUAGUUGGAGCAGGCUGGUGUUCCCCUUGGGGUGGCUGAGAGGAUGAGCACCAGGUGGGAAAGAAACAAGGGGACCAAAGCUGAGACUGGUUAUUAGCCCCUGAUAAAGCUCAACAAAAAAAGGGAAUCUGAAGAAGUGGAAAUCUUCACCCUCACACACAACUAAAUGGACACCGUGCAACAUUUAAUUUAAAUUCUCUGAACUACUUUCUAUUUUUCCAAUAAUGUUAAUAAUUUGAUUGAUCUUGAUCCGCACUUAAGGGAACCUGACACUCCUUUCCCCAUUACAAAAACCUAAUGACCCCCGCCACCACCCUUGCCUUGUUGUCUUGCCAUUCUGAACCUCCAAGCUGAAAAGUAGCAGCCUCCAGCCCAUAGAGGAAUGGUGCAUUGUUUAACUCUCCUAUGAUUCUUGUAUUGAGGGACACGAGUGGAUUUCACUUCAGUCUAUGUGAAAUCAAUGACUCUGUCCAUGUUUGAUGCCACUUGAAUAGUUAAAAAAAAAAUCCUAAAGCAGAGAGAUCUUCGUCGAACAUCUGAUUUGCUUCUUAUGCCUUCCUUUACAAUCUGUCCAAUCAAAUUCAUUUCAUGCACCCCACACCUCAGAUGCGGUAGCCACUGACGAGGCUCUAAGUGGGACAUUGAGGGUCUGGAAAUUUCAAGCUGAACAUUUUAAAUGUAAUCUUCACUGUAGUAUUAUGAUGGAUUCCAGAGAUUUUAAUGAAGGAAUAAAAUAUUUCGUUUUUUAA
Molecule: messenger RNA, 2153 nt
Organism: Oncorhynchus nerka (sockeye salmon)
Lineage: Eukaryota; Metazoa; Chordata; Actinopteri; Salmoniformes; Salmonidae
Gene: stx3b
Product: syntaxin 3b
Exons: 10
Coding region: 366-1226 (286 amino acids)
Biological process (GO): intracellular protein transport; exocytic insertion of neurotransmitter receptor to postsynaptic membrane; synaptic vesicle fusion to presynaptic active zone membrane
Cellular component (GO): SNARE complex; endomembrane system; synaptic vesicle
Molecular function (GO): SNAP receptor activity; SNARE binding
Source: RefSeq, a predicted model, not a curated record